AUGGAGGGGCUCGUGCCCGGCGUGGACCCCACCCUGGUGCCACGAACGAUCGAUCCCGAGCACUAUCGGGAACCCAUUGAGUCAAAAGGUCAUCUGGGGGCGGUUGACUUCCCCACGGAGCAAGCCAUCUUCACGACCGCGCCAAAUGUGCCUCCCCGCAUCACGCGUGACCACCCCGUCGUCUUACAAGUUCCGCUCGAGACGACGACAAAGACGAUGCAGCUGACGAGUACACACAAGUACGAGAUGUGGACGUUCAACGACCGGGUGCCCGGCCCCUUCAUUCGCGCGCGCGUCGGCGACGUCCUGGAGCUAUCGCUGACCAACCGCGACGAGUCCGGUAACCCGCACAACAUCGACUGUCAUGCCGUGAUGGGACCCGGCGGUGGCUCAGGCGUCACAACCGCAUCAGAGGGCGAGACCAAGACGGCGCGGUUCCACCUGGCAUACCCCGGGCUGUUCGUCUACCACUGUGCGGCGGCCCCCGUCCCCGUCCACAUCGCCAACGGCAUGUACGGUCUCAUCUACGUGCAGCCCGAGGAGGGGGACCUUCCCUCCGUGGACCGGGAAUACUUCAUCAUGCAAAGUGAAUUCUACUGCGAACCGCCCGAGACCAUGGACAACGGUCGCCCCUCCCCCGUUGUCGAAUUCUCCUACCCAAAUGCACUGGAUGAGAGUCCCACGGCGGUCGUUUUCAAUGGCCACGAGGGUGCCUUGACGAUCGAGAACCCCCUAAAGGCCAAGUUGGACGAGACGGUGCGCAUCUACUUUGGUAAUGCCGGCCCCAACCUGACCAGUUCAUUUCAUGUCAUUGGGAGUAAUUUCCACCGACUGUACCGCGAUGCCGACGUCCUCAGUCCGCCGGCGCGGUACGUCCAAACUACCAGUGUGCCCUCCGGUGGCGCUACGAUCGUCGACAUGAAGAUGACUGUGCCAGGCACAUAUACCAUUUUAGACCAUGCCAUCUUCCGCCUGGACAAGGGGGCCGUGGGGUAUCUGAAUGUGGCAGGGCCGCCACGACCGGAUAUCUAUGAGAGUAGGGAGGCACCGGCGCCGUGCGUCGGAUGUAAACUGCACCCUUGA
Messenger RNA from Aspergillus candidus, 1083 nucleotides. Its product is annotated as putative multicopper oxidase. Gene Ontology annotation, molecular function: nitrite reductase (NO-forming) activity; copper ion binding. The transcript has a single exon. The coding region runs from base 1 to 1083 and encodes 360 amino acids. NCBI's taxonomy places the organism in Eukaryota, Fungi, Ascomycota, Eurotiomycetes, Eurotiales, Aspergillaceae. The record is from RefSeq and is a predicted model, not a curated record.